AGGUUUCUUAGGGUUUGUUUGAUCCAAGCGGAAGAGAAUAUCCAGAGAGAGAGAGAGAGAGAAGGCAUGGAAGAAACCUUGAGGAGCGCUUCAGCAAUCGCUGACCAGCGUCAGAAGAUCGAACAGUACAAACUGAUCCUAUCCUCUGUUCUCUCCUCCAACGAUCUUCUCCAAGCCAAACACUUCAUCGAUCACAUUCUGUCGGAUGAUGUGCCGUUGGUAGUAUCGAGGCAGCUUUUGCAGUCGUUCGCACAAGAGCUCGGGAGACUGGAAGCAGAGACCCAGAAGGAGAUUGCGCUCUUCACACUCACCCAGAUUCAGCCCAGAGUUGUCUCCUUCGAGGAACAGGCACUUGUUAUCAGAGAAAAGCUUGCGGCUUUGUAUGAAUCAGAGCAGGAAUGGUCAAGAGCCGCUCAGAUGUUGAGUGGCAUUGAUCUUGACUCUGGAAUGAGGGCUGUUGACGAAAACUUCAAGCUUUCAAAGUGUAUCCAAAUUGCUCGUUUGUAUCUCGAGGAUGAUGAUGCUGUAAAUGCAGAGACUUAUAUAAAUAAAGCUUCUUUCUUAGUGAACAGCAGCCAGAAUGAAGUUUUAAAUUUGCAGUACAAGGUCUGCCAUGCUAGAAUUCUGGACAUGAAAAGAAAGUUCUUAGACGCUGCACUUCGUUAUUACAGCAUAUCUCAGAUUGAAAAACGCCAAAUAGGGGAUGAAGAGAUUGAUGAGAAUGCACUAGAGCAGGCCCUAUCUGCUGCUGUCACAUGUACCAUACUAGCUGGAGCUGGUCCUCAGCGCUCUCGUGUUCUUGCAACUUUAUAUAAAGAUGAGCGCUGCUCCAAGCUUAAGAUCUAUCCCAUCCUGCAAAAGGUGUACCUGGAAAGGAUUUUAAGGAAACCAGAGAUUGAUGCUUUUGCGGAAGAAUUAAGGCCGCAUCAGAAAGCAACUUUGCCUGACAAAUCCACUGUUCUUGACCGUGCCAUGAUUGAGCAUAACCUUCUGAGUGCAAGCAAACUUUACACUAACAUAAGGUUUGAUGAGUUGGGAACUCUACUGGGAAUUGACCCAACCAAGGCGGAGAAGAUAGCAUCUAAUAUGAUUGGCCAAGACAGAAUGAGAGGUUCCAUCGAUCAGGAAGAGGCUGUGAUACAUUUUGAAGAUGACAUUGAGGAACUCCAACAAUGGGAUCAUCAGAUAUCUGGAUUAUGCCAAGCUCUCAACGAUAUUCUGGAUGAGAUGGCGAAGAAAGGCCUGCCUGUUCCUGUCUGAUUCAUUUCAUUACAAGCUAUGAGGUGUACUUAAAUAUAAGCCGAAGAGAGAGUCUCAUAGCCUAAGCUUUUGCCCUAUGCUGUGUUUUUGGAAACGGUUUACAUUCGUUUCAUAUUUGAUGACCUAAGCUUUUUUUUUUGGCAAAUUCAUGUCCAUACCUUUAGGUUAAUCUGAUAUUGAGAAAAAGAUUGGGCAUGGAAUGAGGAUUUUUAAGAACC
Brassica oleracea var. oleracea is the source of this 1478-nucleotide messenger RNA. RefSeq names its product COP9 signalosome complex subunit 4. Gene Ontology annotation, cellular component: cytosol; COP9 signalosome. The record is from RefSeq and is a predicted model, not a curated record. The transcript is spliced from 14 exons. Lineage: Eukaryota; Viridiplantae; Streptophyta; Magnoliopsida; Brassicales; Brassicaceae. The coding region runs from base 67 to 1260 and encodes 397 amino acids.